Messenger RNA from Acanthaster planci (crown-of-thorns starfish), 1592 nucleotides. RefSeq lists its product as uncharacterized. Gene Ontology annotation, molecular function: SUMO binding; SUMO ligase activity. The record is from RefSeq and is a predicted model, not a curated record. Gene Ontology annotation, cellular component: PRC1 complex. NCBI's taxonomy places the organism in Eukaryota, Metazoa, Echinodermata, Asteroidea, Valvatida, Acanthasteridae. Gene Ontology annotation, biological process: protein sumoylation; negative regulation of transcription by RNA polymerase II.
GGUGACUUGUCGGCAGACGCUCGAGCGACAUCGGCAAGAGCAGCCGCAGUAAAGCAAUCGUAGGCACUCGAAAGCAAUCGGAACGCUUCCAUCGCACUUCCAAUCCACGCUUGUCGUUUCCAAUGCAGCCGGCCUCGAAUUGAGUGGAUGACGUCACAUCCAUGCAAUGACGUCAUUUUGGCUGAGCGCUACGAAAUACCGCAGAUGACAGUGUGAUGACUGAGAGUUUUAUAGACGUACGUGCGCCUAUUAACAAUCGGGCUUGCAGUGAAGUGCUCAACAUAUUUCUUGGUUGCGCAGAAACUCGGUAGAACUAUAAUAACACAAAUACAAGAGGGGGAAUUUAUUAGCAACUAACAAUUAGAGGAAUGGAGGUUGCACUACCAAGCAACGCAGCGAUGGCAACAGGAGAUGCGAUCCCAGCUGAGGAUUCACAGAACCAUAUGGGGCCGGUGUACAUCGUGGACUCCAUCAGGAAAACACGACGGAAAAAGGGCGGGCUAGAGUACCUUGUAAAAUGGAAAGGAUGGCCUGCCAAAUUCAAUACUUGGGAACCCGAAGAAAACAUCCUGGAUGUGACUCUCAUCAAACUCUUUCAGCAACGAAAAGAGAGAGCCCGGCAGCGCAAACUGAGCGCCCGCCGUGGGAGCUGCAACGGGGCCAGAGAAGCGGGCGUACGCCCACCACAUGUCGUAAUACUCAAGGAUGGUAAAAGCUGUUACGCCACCAAGAAGAAUCGGAUGAGAAAUAAAUCGCAUCAUUCUAGCUCAUCAACGCAGUCGCCAUCUGGCCUUGAGGAUGCACUAGUCGCCCCGUUAUGCCGUCUUUCGCCCACUGCACCUGACAGGUAUAGCGCCGUUAAUCAAGAACAGCGAGGACCCGACACCUUGCCCACGAUUACCACGCAGAAAUCGGAAGACCGCGAGCGUGAACACGCGAGCAGGGCCCCGCGGCAGCUGGACUGCCUUCGAGGAAUUAAAUUCAAGCUGGGCUGGCGGUACGACAGCGCUCCCUUCGCCAACCAUGACGUCAAUGCCUUGACUUCGCCUCCCCCCGGGGGCAACAUCUCAGCGGUAAUUCCACCCUUCGUCCGAAGGGAUUCCCAUCAGGAGCCGAAAAGAUCGGAUUAUACAGACAGUCAUCUCUCGGAGCUUGGGGGAGUAACUCAGACCACCAAGCCCGCCUUCGGCUGUAUCAGUGAGAAAAUAACUCCGGCAUCUAACGAUCCGCCACACGUUGGGGUCAGCAUCAACUCCACCAACUGUCAAUCGGAUGAGGCAAGGCGCGAAACAUCAAUAGGCAGAUCGGACGAUAUUUGUCAGUUGGCGGCAAAAAAGGUUUCUGCUAUUGCAACCGAUGGCGCCAAAAUAAGUGGAGGGAUCAGGGCCGAUGUAGGCAGUGACGUCAACAGGGAACAAAGUGAAGCCUGUGAAACCAUUGACUUAAAAACAAACUCUCGAGACGAGGUAAACAACUACAGCUGGUCGAGUUGUCUGGGACGCUCCAACAAGGGGAUUGGAAUUAUUCUAUCGAGAGAACACAAUGUUUGGAACGUGAAAAGCACAAGACAUUGAAUAGAAUUGACCGAUCGC